UGAUGAUUAUGUUAUUGAUCGUUAAAAUACAUGUACAGUUGUACACCAUUCAGCUUUAUUAGGUAAAGCGUUUUAAGAUAUUAUAGUCAUGCCUGUUGAGGAUAACCCGAGCCAUCCCACACGCGUCAUACCCCCACAACCAACUAUCGCCAAACCUGGACAUCUUUCCAAAGAACAAGUAGAGCAGUUCUUCAAAGAAGGUUAUGUGAUAGUCAAAGAUUACUUCACCCAUGAAGAAUUGAAACCAAGUCAGGAUGCAAUAGCUGGAAUGGUUGAUGAACUUGCGCAGAAAUUGUACAAAGCUGGAAAAAUUAAAAAUUUGCACGAGAACGAGGGUUUAUUCCAAAGAUUGACCAAAUUGGACGAGGAAUGGCCAGGGGCGUUUGUUCUCUUCUUCAAGAUGGGAAAGUUCCACCAGAGUUUUGGUACAUUGUGGACUAAUGAACGGAUUCUUAACAUGAUGGAGCAGUUGAUAGGGCCGGAAAUCGCAGGGCAUCCUGUGUGGAAUCUCCGACCCAAAGUUCCUAAUAAUGAGGGAACGGUCGUCCCGUGGCAUCAAGACGCAGGAUACUUUAGUGCAGACUCAUACGAACAUCUAGUAGUGACUGCGUGGAUUCCAUUCCUUAACACACAUGCUAACAAUGGUGGAAUGCAGGUAGUGAAGGGUGUCCAUGGGCGAGGCUGUGCAAGACAUACCUGUGCUCCAGGUGAUACAUGGUACAUCGAUCUUUCAGAAGAUGACAUCAGAAACACAUUGGGUGCUGACCUAAAGAAUGAUAUUAUCACAUGUGACGUACCAUAUGGAGGAUUCUUGCUUUUCAACCAACUCACGCCACACAGAAGUCUUCCAAAUAUUUCAAAUGACGUACGUUGGAGUAUGGAUUUGAGGUGGCAGUCACCCAAUGAUAUUUAUGGUUUCUAUGAUAUCCAAGAUGGUAUUCUCUUCCGCGAUCCAAAACAGCCAAAUCUUCAACCAGAUUGGGAAAAGUUUCUCUCUGUAAAUAGGAAGGAAGUCUGGCAAAAGAAAUUUUACAAAGAGACUCCGAGCAAGACUGACGAAUUCAACACAAUUGUAACUGGGCCUUGGCUAGGUCGCUGGGAUAUAACCCAUUCCAACAAACACACGGAUGCUUUCCAACAUCUCGCUAAAUGAACAAUUGUUAGAUGUCCAGAACGCAAUACCUUCGUAUGAUUACAAAUAAAGAAUACUAAAUUGAAAUUAAAUGUUUGGAAUGGUGCAGUAUUGCUCCAUAAUUUAAAGGGGUAACAACGACUAGGAACAUGAAUCACAGCUUACAACAUUCCAUGU
Owenia fusiformis is the source of this 1309-nucleotide messenger RNA. The record is from the annotation of a GenBank genome assembly. Lineage: Eukaryota; Metazoa; Annelida; Polychaeta; Sabellida; Oweniidae.